This is a messenger RNA of Penicillium macrosclerotiorum, 1692 nucleotides long. It is a transcript of the gene aspE, whose product is annotated as septin. Lineage: Eukaryota; Fungi; Ascomycota; Eurotiomycetes; Eurotiales; Aspergillaceae. Gene Ontology annotation, biological process: cytoskeleton-dependent cytokinesis. The record is from RefSeq and is a predicted model, not a curated record. Gene Ontology annotation, cellular component: septin ring; cell division site; microtubule cytoskeleton. Bases 1 to 1692 code for a protein of 563 amino acids. The transcript is spliced from 2 exons. Gene Ontology annotation, molecular function: GTPase activity; GTP binding; molecular adaptor activity.
AUGGCAACCACGACCCCCGUCAGCCACACGCCUUCCGAUGCGCUGCCUGUUUCGCCAACUACGGAAAACGGCCAGGCCUCCCUGAACCCCAACGCACGCCGGACAUCUCUCGGCUUCCUUCGCCGCUCCAAAUCCACCGAACCUCUCGGGGAACGCAAAUCCUCCGGCAGUCGCAAGAAGAUGUCCAAGGCCCAGGCCAUGGAGGAAGAACUCCGCCGUCAGCGCGAAUCGUAUGCGCCCAAGCACGCCCCCCGCCUGCCCGAUCUCGCCCCGCCCCCGCAACUCGAGACCUUUGGUGGUGAGGAACGCGACACGCUGGGCGCACCCCCCGCUGUGCCUCGUCCUCAAUCUGGUCUUGCAGCAUCUGCAUCGCUCAGUUCGCCCACGGCAGAUGUCAUCGAUCCGUAUGCUCGCACCGAGAGCAUGACCCAUCGCGGCCGUUACAGCUACGCCAGCAGUGCUGUCAGCACUGUCAACAGUCCGCGUCGCAUUCGCCGUCGCAAGGACCCCACUCCUUACAAUGUCCUCGUGGUGGGCGCCCGCAACUCUGGCAAGACGUCUUUCCUCAAUUUUCUCCGCAAGGCUUUGACGAUGCCCCCACAUAAGCACCCUUCCCGAACUCCCGAGGAGCUGGAGGAGCUGGAAAGCCAGACCUCCGCCUACGAAGGAUUUACCUCUCAGUACCUGGAGACGGAGAUUGACGGAGAGCGUGUCGGCCUGACCCUCUGGGAUUCGACCGGCCUGGAGCGCAAUAUCGUCGAUCUGCAAAUGCGCGGGGUGACUGGCUUCUUGGAGAGCAAGUUUGAAGAGACUCUCGCUGAGGAGAUGAAGGUGGUUCGCUCCCCCGGUGCUCGCGAUACUCAUAUUCACUGCACCUUCUUGCUUUUGGAUCCCGUCCAUCUCGAUGAGAACAUCGCUGCUGCCGAGCGCCUCGCCAAUGGAACUCCCAAAGCCUCCGACAACCCCGUUCUGGGAGUGUUGGAUCAAAAUUUGGAUCUGCAGGUGCUGCGCACCAUUCUCGGCAAGACCACUGUGGUGCCGGUCAUCAGCAAAGCAGAUACGAUCACCUCCGCUCAUAUGGGAUACCUGCGCAAAGCAGUUUGGGACAGCUUGAAGAAGGCUAACAUCGAUCCCCUCGAGAUUCUGACCCUGGAAGACCAGGAGGAGUACACUUCAUCGGAAAGUGCCGAUGAAGAGGAAGAGGAGUCCGAACAAGGAGAUAAGACCGAGACCACCGAAGCCACCGAAGCGGAUGGCACUGAAUCCAAGGAACACGAGACCGAGACAGGAGAGAAAGAAGAGGACAACACACAGGCGCCAGUGCCUGUUCCCCAGUCGCCUUCGCAGCGCAGCCAGAGUGAGCGUGGGGUGCAAGCCGUCAACCCGCAUGUUCCCUUUUCCAUCCUGUCCCCUGACCCGCAUUCCCUGGCCUCGGGUGAAGAGCCGAUCGGCCGUCGAUUCCCGUGGGGUUUCGCCGACCCCUAUGAUGCAGAGCACUGUGACUUUGUGCGCCUCAAGGAUUCGGUUUUCAGUGAAUGGCGCUCCGAGCUUCGCGAGGCCAGCCGUGUGGUGUGGUACGAGCGCUGGCGAACCAACCGCCUCAACCGCAACGGACAACCGGCGCCGAUGCCAUCCAAGCACGUCUAUGGCGGUCGCAUGGGACCCAUUCGUGACGGUCGCCGCACACGCUAA